Candidula unifasciata is the source of this 381-nucleotide messenger RNA. The record is from the annotation of a GenBank genome assembly. NCBI's taxonomy places the organism in Eukaryota, Metazoa, Mollusca, Gastropoda, Stylommatophora, Geomitridae.
AUGUCCAAGUCCCGCUCCUCCAGGACAGGUCUGCAGUUCAUUGUAGGUCGUACUCACCCUCUGCCGAGGAAUGUCAACUAUGCUGAAUAUGCGGUGCUGGAGUACCUGGACGCUGAGGUGCUGGAGUUGGCUGGCAACGCUGCCUGUGACAAUGAGAAAACCGGAAUCAUCCCUCGUAACCUUCAACUUACCAUCCGCAAUGACGAAGAGUUGAAGAGGUGUCACUAUCACUCAGAGUCGUGUGCUGCCGUACAUCCGGGCUGUGCUCCUGCCGGAGAAGUCGCAGAAAGUCACCUGCAAGAAUACUGUCACUGCUGCACCCCUAAUAAGCUACCACACCGCUGUAUAUAUCAGUAUAUUUUAAAAAUGUGUUGUCUCUAA